AUGUCAGUCACCACUUGCUCGACCACGGCGACGCGCUUGAAUAAUUUGACGGGGAAGAGAACCAACUCGUUGGGUUGGGCCAAGUCCGACUGCCACACGUGCUCCUCGCUCGGCCGUUCCUGUGACCGGCGACGGCCUCGCUGCAGCGCCUGUCUCGCCGACGGCGUCAUCUGCGCCGGCUACGUGCAGCAGCUCAAUUGGGAAAGAGGCACGUUGAAGGUUGGCAAACGGCGGCCCAAGGAACAUCCACUCGAGAGUGGUGCCGCCAGAGAGGCUCAAGCGGAGAAGUCGACAGCGCCACUACCUCGGCCCUCGACCUACACCUUUGUCGAUCAGUCCCUCACACAAACACGCACACGGCGGAGGUCGAGGAACAACUCGAGAUCGAGCGAGAUCAGCAUUCUAACCUCGACGGCCUUUUCCCAUGGCCCCGAGUCUGUGUCGUCGUCGGCGUCUCCGUCUUCGACAUGGUCGGUCCUGAGCGGCGCCAACACGCCUCCUGUGGUUGACACUAGCCAUCAGCUCGAUCUUGUCCUUUUCCCCCAAGUGAGCUGCCACCCGGGUGGGAUCGAAUAUGCCUUGUCAUUCUUCCAUUCCUGCUUCGCCAACACCACGCUGACAUUCCCGGUGAAAAUCAAUCCCUGGCGAGCUUGCUUACCUUCAAUCCACGACGAAUUUCCCUCGGUGCGCUACGCCGCAGCCGCGCUGGCAAAACGUCAACAAGCCCACUUCGACCGAAAGCCCGAGAGUGCCGCGAUCUUGCGCCUCAAGUCUCAGGCCUUGUCCAUCUUCGCGUCGCACCUCAAUGAUCUGUCGUUCGAGUGCGGUCUCAGUACGGUGCUUCUCCUCAUCGGCCUCGAUUACGCCGAGACGGGAAUUGCCAAUUGGAACAUCCACCUGCGCGGCGCGUACCGGAUUCUCGAGUCUCACGGCGGGAUUCGACUAGCCGAAUCACGACCAAACCUUCGGAGUCAAAUCGCCAUGUUGAUCUGGUACGAUGUCAAUGCCGCCUUAAUAUCGCGGCGCGGUCCUACUUUUCCCAGGACUUAUAUCGAGGCGCUCAUGGCAUGGCAGGACGACGACGAAUGGAGCAUACUGGGUCUCAACGGUCUUCCCGACGGCAUGUUUCUGGACAUGUACGGCCUUGCCGUUGCCGCUGCCGAUCUUGACUCUGCGGACCCAUACGCGCUCGAAGCUAUCCGCAGGAACAUCCUGGUGAGCGAGAUCAGCGCGAAGCAGGGGAAGUAUCAGGCUCUGAUGUCAGAAAUCUGGAGGUUGGGUCUUUUGUUAUACAUUGCUCGGGUGUUUGAGCCAUUCCGGAUCUACAAUUUGGCAGUAGCAGACUAUUGGGACGAGGUCGACUUGUUCACGAGCCACGAAAGCGCUUCCCAGGGGGACUUUGAACCGCGUGCCGUGGCUAUUCAGAUCCUCACCAUGGUAGCCGAGAUUCCGGCGGACAGCAGCUUUCAGAAACAGUGCCUGAUGCCCAUUGUCCUGGCCGGUUGCGAAAUGUCAAGUGCAGAGUGGGCUUUGAGAAAAGUGGCCAUCGAGUACUCUGAACGGUGGAAACAGAAGACGGGGAUCUGGAUUUUUGGGUCCGGGCUGGAGUUCAUGAGGAGUGUUUGGGCAAAGAAUGAUGCGGUCGUCGCUGGCGAAUUCGACGACGAAGGCGACAGGGAAUGGGUGCCUUGGACAGAGGUCUACCCGUCCAGUGCUGAAUAUGGCUUUCUGUUUGGGUGA
Messenger RNA from Fonsecaea nubica, 1740 nucleotides. RefSeq lists its product as hypothetical. Gene Ontology annotation, cellular component: nucleus. Gene Ontology annotation, molecular function: zinc ion binding; DNA-binding transcription factor activity, RNA polymerase II-specific; transcription cis-regulatory region binding. The transcript has a single exon. Gene Ontology annotation, biological process: positive regulation of transcription by RNA polymerase II. NCBI's taxonomy places the organism in Eukaryota, Fungi, Ascomycota, Eurotiomycetes, Chaetothyriales, Herpotrichiellaceae. The record is from RefSeq and is a predicted model, not a curated record. Bases 1 to 1740 code for a protein of 579 amino acids.